AUGCCGAGCUAUGCACAGAUUUUAAGAGAACGACUAAGAGAAUCAUUUCAUGACGUUCAGUAUGUGGAGCCUCCAUUUGAUGACUCAAUUGCUGAUAUAGGUAAAGAAUGGAAGAGUGCCCUGGCAAAAUUAAAGUUUGCCAAUUCAUACAGAAUGGAGCCAUUGAAGAAAUUCCAAGCUCAUUCAGUAGAAACUAAAGUCCAGCAGAUAUUAGUGAUUGCCAGCAGAGGGAUCUGGGACGUCGCAUGGGACAGCUGGGUGGCAGCCAAACACGAAACCGAGUCCUACGUGGCCUUGGCCUUGGUGUUUGCUCUUUACUGCGAAUAG
Messenger RNA from Propithecus coquereli (Coquerel's sifaka), 327 nucleotides. It is a transcript of the gene DYNLT2, whose product is annotated as t-complex-associated-testis-expressed 3. NCBI's taxonomy places the organism in Eukaryota, Metazoa, Chordata, Mammalia, Primates, Indriidae. The record is from RefSeq and is a predicted model, not a curated record. The coding region runs from base 1 to 327 and encodes 108 amino acids. The transcript has 3 exons.